AUGAAUGAAAAGAGAAUAAUGUUUUAUGUAAAGCCGGUUUACUGCAGAGCAGAGGCAGGCCAUAUAAAUUUUAUUUUUUCCUACCCCAGUAUAGAAAAUGGCAAUGAACUUACAGCAGGGAGAGAAUACAAUGGACAUCACACAGGCAUCUGA
Nematocida ausubeli is the source of this 153-nucleotide messenger RNA. RefSeq lists its product as uncharacterized. Lineage: Eukaryota; Fungi; Microsporidia. The record is from RefSeq and is a predicted model, not a curated record. The transcript has a single exon. Bases 1 to 153 code for a protein of 50 amino acids.